Molecule: messenger RNA, 1871 nt
Organism: Aplysia californica (California sea hare)
Lineage: Eukaryota; Metazoa; Mollusca; Gastropoda; Aplysiida; Aplysiidae
Exons: 2
Coding region: 498-1871 (457 amino acids)
Source: RefSeq, a predicted model, not a curated record
UCAGUUUCAGACUGAAAGCGUUAACAGCAUUUUUUUUCCUCUAAUAAACACCCACAACGGGGAAAAAAUGGGUCUGAGAGCUCGAUGUUUUUUUCUUUCUGCAAUCUUCGUGCUCAGGUUCAAGGCAACAGAAUAGGACCAAUAAAGGACACAGUCUGUAAAGAUGAUAUUGUGACAAAGCCCUCAUUGUGAAAGUUCGGAUACCUAACACGGUGCAAUAGUGAGCGUGUGAUUGAUUGAUUUAUACCCUUUAGAACGCGCCUUACGGUGCAAGACUGGACUACCAAAUGAUGAAAGUGAUGGGCUGAGGAGACGACAUGACAGUAGAACCCAAAGCUGUGAAAAGGACCUUGUUCAUCUUCUAAGCUGUAUUGUAUUUCAGCUUGGGUUGUGGAUAAUUUCGUAGUGGAAGAGGAUGUUACGUUUCUCUCCUUGUGUUGGGGUUUCGUUGGGAACAGUGUGAUGGGUUGGUAGAGCAACUGGCUGUCUCAUUCGAAAUGCAUUCAAGUCAACACACUCUCAACCAAUCAGUUCCAUUUUCAAUUGAAGCCCUGAUGGCACCGGCUUCUCAUCAAGGCCUUCCAUUCCUCCACGCCAGAAGAUUUCCAGCUGCACCAUGUUCACUCUUACCUCCCCUUUUUGACAGCCACCUACCUUCGGCUUUGAGGUUUACGGAUCAGACGUACCAUCUGGAACCUCGGACCAUCUCGGAACAUGUACCGUUUAAUCCACGGUUUUAUCCUGCUUCCGAUGCAGCGCUUAGACUUACUCUCUCGCGGAUUUCCCCGGGUUUCCUCUCCCUUCCGUGGCAACAACAACAACAACAACAACAACAACAACAACAACAACAACAACAAAAUGGUGACAGCCAUUUCCCACAGGGAAACUUUCUCCCCUUUCGACAGGGUCAAGGUCACCUUCAAUCUGUGACUUCUCAUACUUCCGGUGUCCACAAUGGGCUUCGAGUGCCUGUCGGCGCGUCGUCCUCUGCAUGUCAUGAUUUCCCCGGUUCACACAUUGUCUCAGGUAUAAGUAGGCCUUUUCAACCAACAGACAGUGCUGUAGCGUACUCAUCUUUCCUCACCAGGAAUUCGCAGGACGUGCGCAAACAAUCCCAUUUCCCGUUUCAGAACGUAUCGAAAUACGUCACCAACCCUGUAUCCUAUGUAGGAGAAUUCAAAUUUACGGAUAAUUUGGUGUGUAGACCAGAACCUAACCCAGAGGAGCAAGACUUUAGAUAUCAUCACAGAUUUCGUUUUGGUCGCAGCAGACAUAAAAACACACCCUCACAAUCUAUUUGUGAAAAAAACUUACACCAGCAAAGCUCUUCUAUACAAGGAGAAGGAGGAUCUAAGUCCAGAUCUCAGACACCUUCCUCAUCCAGGUCACGAUCUCCACUCUCCCCUACAACCCCUCAGUCUCCGGGUUCAGAGUCUCCAACCGGCUGUCUUCACAACGUAUCGGUCGCCAGGUCCGUUUCCCCUGGCUCCAAGUCGCUGACAUCAGCAUCUGACAAAGUAAGAUCCUGUCCAACAAAUGAAGAUGAUGUGCCUCACACUGCAUUACGUAAAUGUCAAAAUUCACUCAUCCCCGCCACAGCGAAAGAGCACGAUGUGAGUAUAUUAUGUUAUUCACCUUCUGAACGGGAGGUGACGUCUUCGGGUACCCAGGAUGCCACUCCUGAAGAAAUGAGUGACAGUGAAAUUCUGUGUGUCUCGGGGCAGGAGCUUGAACAACGGGACGCCAGCUAUGUACCUAUGCCAACGUCUCCGUAUCUAGAGCUGGAAGCCAAUCAAACACUCAAGGAUACUGGGACAACGCAGCCAUUGAUGAUAUACGACCAAUCACAAAAGGCCGAGAACAGUAAGUAG